Molecule: messenger RNA, 7101 nt
Organism: Penicillium soppii
Lineage: Eukaryota; Fungi; Ascomycota; Eurotiomycetes; Eurotiales; Aspergillaceae
Product: type I polyketide synthase
Exons: 8
Coding region: 1-7101 (2366 amino acids)
Biological process (GO): fatty acid biosynthetic process; secondary metabolite biosynthetic process
Molecular function (GO): 3-oxoacyl-[acyl-carrier-protein] synthase activity; fatty acid synthase activity; phosphopantetheine binding
Source: RefSeq, a predicted model, not a curated record
AUGCCUGGCCGGUCCAAUAACAUGUCGGACCCCACAGAGAUGGAGGGAAUUGCGGUCAUUGGAAUGGGAUGUCGCUUCUCUGGAGGAGCGAACUCCGUUGAGAAUUUCUGGCAGAUGCUCUGUGAAGGACGCACUGGUCAUGGAACUAUUCCCGAGAGCCGAUACCAGGCAUCAGCCUGGCACCACCCCAGCCACGAACGCAAAGGAGCUAUCAACCAUGACAGUGGCUUCUUCAUACGGGAAGACCCAUCGCGCUUUGAUGCCCCUUUCUUUUCUAUCACCGCCAAGGAGGCGGCGGGCAUGGAUCCGGCACAGCGUUUGCUGCUCGAGGUUGCCUAUGAAACUUUUGAGAAUGGCAAGCUUAGCAAUAGCGCAGAACUAACAUCCACAAUAGGUGGAAUUCCAAUCGACAGUCUUCCAGGCAGUAACACGGCAGUUUACUCUGGUUCAAUGACCAAUGAUUAUGAGUUAUUAUCAACCAGAGAUAUUUACGACAUGCCUCACAAUUCCGCUACAGGAAACGGACGAACUAUGCUGGCAAAUCGUUUGUCAUGGUUUUUUGAUCUUCAAGGACCGAGUAUUAUGAUGGACACUGCGUGUUCAUCUAGUUUGACCGCAGUACACUUGGCAGCGCAAGCUUUACGUUCUGGCGAGUGCGGAAUGGCUAUGGUCACUGGAGCUAGUCUCAUCUUACACCCUAAUUUUACACAAAGGCUUUCCUACAUGCACAUGAUGAGCCCAGAUGGUACAAGUCAUUCGUUUGACGAGUCCGCAAAUGGGUAUGGUCGAGGAGAAGGUAUCGGAGCUGUGCUUUUGAAACCACUCAGCGCUGCGCUGGCCGACGGAGAUAACAUUAGAGCCGUCAUCCGUGGCACAGGAAUCAACCAGGAUGGCCGGACCCCUGGAAUCACUUUGCCUAGCCCAACAUCUCAAGCUAACUUGAUUCGUUCGACUUAUGAACGGCACGGUAUCUCGAUGAGAGACACUACUUAUUUCGAAGCCCAUGGAACUGGCACUCCUGUCGGAGAUCCCACCGAGCUAUCUGCUGUCGGAAUGACUUUGGGCGAGGCAAGAACACCAACUGAUGAGCCUGUCUACAUCGGUUCAGUGAAAACAAAUCUUGGCCAUACCGAAGGAGCAGCCGGUGUGGCUAGCUUGAUCAAAGUUGUUCUUUGUUUAGAAAAAGCCACUUUGGUGCCAAACGCUGGGUGGAAGAACAUCAAUCCCAAGAUCAGGAUGGAGGACUGGCGACUACGCCUAAGCGACAAAACAAUGCCCUGGCCAGAGCACCUGCCACAACGCGCCAGUAUCAACUCAUUUGGAUUUGGUGGAUCAAAUGCCCACAUUAUUUUGGAGAGCACAAAAGAGGCUUUCCAAGGAAGCGCUGAAGACAGAGAACCUGCCCCACGCGUGGUGGUAUUUUCCACAUUUGAUCAAGCUGGCAUCGACCGUCUUGGUGACAAUUGGAGUAAAUAUCUUCAACGUCAGCAAAAGGCCGAGCAGGAAGUUUCAUUGAAGGAUCUAGCGCAUACAAUGCUUACCCGGCGUUCGCAGUUGGGCUUCCGCAGCUUUGCCGUCGCUAACUCCCAAGAUCAGCUGCAGAGCAUUUUGGACAAGGGACUCCCUAAAUUUUCGCGGGCUAGUCGCAAAGCUCAAACCCGAAUUGCGUUUGUGUUCACUGGUCAGGGUGGCCAGUGGGCAGGAAUGGGCCGAGAACUCUUGAGAGUUGGCACCUUCCGCGAAAGCGUGGCUCGGUCACAAGAUAUCCUUUCAGCACUUGGAUGUUCCUUUGAUAUUGUGGAGGAGAUCAAAUUGGAGGCAAAAGAGAGUCGCAUCAACCGACCCGACCGCAGUCAGCCGAUUACAUGCGCGCUGCAGAUCGCCUUGGUUGAUCUCCUAUCCAGCUGGUCUGUUUAUCCCAACGCUGUUGUUGGUCACUCUAGUGGUGAAAUUGCCGCCGCGUAUGCAGCAGGAUAUCUGUCUCAUGCAGAUGCUCUGCGAGUUGCUUGGUUCCGUGGCUUUUUCUCACAGCAAAUUGCUGAGAGUGACAGAAGAGGAGGUAUGCUUGCCACUGGAAUCUCUUCCACAGAUGCACAGAAAUAUCUCGACGAGCUGCCUCCACGCUCAGUGGUGGUUGCCUGCGUCAACAGCCCCUCCAGCACAACCCUUUCCGGAGACGUGGACCAAAUCGACCUUCUUGAAGGGAAAUUGCAGCAAGAUGGUCACUUCGCUCGCAAGCUCCGCAUUGAUACAGCUUACCAUUCUCCUCACAUGGAAGACUUGGUUGAAGUGGUCGGUAAUGCAAUCAACUCUAUUAAGCCCGAAGACCGUUACGGCGACUCAAUCCCCAUGCUUUCAUCUGUGACAAAGAAGCGCGUGCACUCUUCUGAGCUAGGCGGAGCAUACUGGGUUCGAAAUAUGGUGAGCUCAGUCGAGUUCACCGCUGCAGUUUCAGAACUCGCAAAGCUGAGCGAGUCUACCAAGGCCCGCCGCCGUCCUGUGCCAAUCAAAUGGACCAGCUUGGUAGAAAUUGGCCCACAUGCGGUCUUGAAGGGGCCGGUCAAUCAAAUCUUGCAAGCUGUCAACAAGAACAUGGCAAAUCUGCCUUACCAUUCCCUAGUUGCACGCAAUCAGCACGCUUUGCGCACGUCUCUCGAAGUUGCUGGAUCUUUGUGGAGCACAGGGCACACGAUUGACCUCUCUGUUGUCAACAGCAGUGUUGAUACAACAACGCCCUCCAUGGUUGCCGAUUUGCCCUCUUACCCUUGGAACCACCAAGCAUCUUUCUGGCACGAGCCUCUCGAGACAGCGCAGUUGAGACAGCGCAAGCAUCCCCGCCAUGAUAUAUUGGGAGCUGCCGUGGACUAUCAAAACGCCUUGGAGCCACGAUGGAGAAAUUUCCUGCGACUUUCAGAGAACCCAUGGCUCGCCGAUCACGUUGUCGCUGGCUCGGUCGUUUUUCCGGCCGCCGGCAUGUUGGUGAUGGCCACCGAGGCAGCGCGACAGUUGGCUGACGGCCACGCGAUCAAGGGAAUUGAAUUCCAAGACGUUCAUUUCAUGCGCGGAGUGGUUAUCCCAGAAGAGGAGCGAGGAUUGGAAACUCUUCUUCAGUUGUCUCCCCACCCAGGAUUGCCAGGUUGGUACCAAUUUGGCAUUUUCUCACUUCCAUCCGGGGGUGCGUGGAUUCAACACGCGAAGGGCUCAUUCGUGACGCGAUACGAGAGCCAAGAUGACGAGGAGCGCAAGGCCAACUGGACAGCAUCAUUGGAGCGCAUCAAAAACACCCAAACAAUCGCGAAAAUGGCCGACAUCAGACAAGCUUAUGACUGGUUGUCCAUCACAGGCGGGCUUACGGUCGGACCAGCAUUCAAGACCAUCACUGGAGUUUCCUUCUGCGAGUCAGAGCCUCGUAUCUGGCUUUCUGGAGUUGUGACGGACACAAAGUCGACAAUGCCUUACGAAAAAGAGACGCCCAGUUUCAUUCACCCCACAACCCUUGAUUGCCUCUUCCAGUCUGCUCUUCUCUCAUGCUCCGAAGCACUUGCCAGCCAGAACGCCAAUAUUCCCGUUGGAGUUGACAACAUUUACAUUUCCAACUCUUUCCAGCCCCAACCUGGCGAACAGUUUGUCGUCCACACUGAGACUAAGUGGCAAGAUGGAAAGUCGCGAUCCCACUGCGUCGCGUCGGAUCCUUCUUGGUCGCAACCCUGGAUCACGUUUGAAGGUGUCCACCUCGGCCGUCUUCCCUACAACCCCAACGCACAAAAGCAAGAAGAGACCGGACCUGAAAGUCGAUACUCUUCGGUUGUCUGGGAAGAGCACUUGGAGUCGCCUCUUAUCACUGGCGAAAUCCAUGACGGAGCGAAGAAGAUCGCGGUGGAAGCCAGCAGUUUGCAGCUGACAGACUGGAUCAAGCGAUUGUGCCAUACAAACGGCGAUGCGAGUGCUUUAGUCGCUACCUCCAACGCAGCUACCUCUUGGGCCGAAGCUCUCCAGGGGGUAACUCCAGGCACCGGAAAUCGACCCUGCCUUGGGAAGGUCACUGUCGCCCCAUGUGGUUCUAGCGAUGAGGCGAACAACGACAUUAUAGGCGCUCGCGUGGUGCCUCUUGAUUCGUUUGAAAAACUUUCAUCGUCUUCACUUGCGGAGGAGAAAUAUGACUUGGUCGUUAUUGAUGAGCCCAAGCCGUGGAAUGAAAUUACCUCUCAAGCUGUAGUUUCCCUAUUGCCCAUGAUUCUGGACCACGGAGGCUUCGCCGCAAUUCGCGUUUCUGAUAAAGACCUGGACUCGGCAGCAAACAGCUUGCAGCGCCUCGAUGGCCUCGAUAUCCACAGUGUGACCCAAGAUCGCAAAUUCAUUAUUGCACGCCGAACUCCGGUACCUUGGAGCACAGAUCCCGAGAUCUAUGUUUUGAGUCCAGUUGAAACUACGAACUCUUUCCCCGUAUUUGAUCACCUUGAGAAGAUCUUUGCCACUCACAAUGUUCGCCUUGUGUCUGUUGGGUUGAACCAGGUCCCUACGCUUGAAGGUAAGACUGUGAUUUCAUUGCUCGACUUGGCGGGUCCCUGGGUGUCCAACUGGACAGAAAAAGACCUCAAGCAUCUACAAGGUCUCAUCAAGGCACAAUACGUUCUCUGGAUCUCGCCUUUCUGGAGCGAAGGAGAAGUCGACAAUAUUGGAUCCGGUGCCACUGGUGGCCUUCUGCGUACACUCCGCAAUGAGCAAUGGAACACUACUAUUCCGCACCUGCUCGUAGACGCGGAUGAUUGGGAAGACAAGUUUGGUCUCGCAUGUGGCAUUCUUCAGGUGAUGCAGCUCACCACGCAAGAGAACCCACGCCGACCAGACUUGGAGUACCGCCUCGCUAACGGCAAGUUGUUGGUCCCCCGUGUUCUCGAGACCUCAGCUGUUGAUGAAGCCAUGCAUACACUGGUGAAUGGCCCCAGGCCUGUUCUGUCAGAACUCACUGAAGACUCUAGACCACUCGAGCUGAAGCUCCAGGAUCCAGCCAACGCGAUCUGGCAGGAACAAGAAGUGUCCAAAGAGCAACUUCUACCAGAUCACACCGAGCUGAAGGUAGAGAUGGCCACCAUCUUCGAUUUGCAGGGAAAUACUGGAAUUAUCCCAGAGACAGCUAUCCCAAUGUUCGAAAUUGUUGCUCAGGUCACUCGAAUUGGAUCAGGUGUGCGCGACUCAGCUGUCGGAGACAAGGUCUUGACACUGGCCUCCGCAGAAUCCGGACUUCCGACUACAAUGCGCGUUCUCGAGAGCGACAUCAUCAGAAUCCCCGCAAACACCGACCCGAAACAAGUAAUUUCGACUCCGCUCGCGUACCUCAACGCGCAUCAAAUUCUGACUCAAGUGGGUCGCCUCAGCUCAAGCUCCUCUGUUCUAUUGCUCGGGUCGCUCAGCCAAACUCUUCAAGCUAUGAUUGACUAUGCCCUUGCUAUGGACAUGCAGGUCAUUGUGGCAACCGAUACUCAGGAUGCCACUGAAGCCCUUCGCGUUCGCUACCCGCUUCUGACGGAACGCAUUCUGGGCAUCCACAGCGGGCUGGAAACAAGUGUGUCUAGACUUACCAACGGAUGCGGAGUUGAUGCCAGUAUUUCCUUCUUAGGUGGAUACCCAGGCCGAAAUGCCGCAAAGUGCUUGGUCCAAGGCGGACAGUACAUCAACUUGUCCAGCGAUAUGAAGCUCAGUGCUCUCCCAGAGAGCUUCAUUGACGGUGGCUGCACGUUCUCAUCGCCAAAGCUGCAGAAGAUCUUCUCAGAGAAGCCUGGUAGCCUUCAUGCUUCAGUCCGUCAUGUGAUAGACUUCAUGAAGCAGCACCGAAUGUUGGAUCGUGUGGAACCAUACGCUGAUUUCCCCAUCUCUGACGUCACGGACGCUUUGAAACAGUGCAAAGACGACAACACUCGAGUGAUAGUCGAUCUCAAGGCUCCUGGAAAAGUCCCAAUUGUUCUCCCACUGCCAGAUCUUGCAGGCUUACCUGCAGCGAGUACAUACAUUCUAGCAGGUGGACUGGGAAAUCUGGGUCUUGCACUUGCCGAUACUUUGGUGCAGUCCGGAGCCCGGCACUUGGUUUUCCUUGGUCGCUCUAGCGGCGCGCAGCCAACUCAGCAGGUGGCAUUAGAUUUGCUUCGCGAUCGCGGAUGCCAGAUUGAUGUCCUCCGCUGUGAUAUCUCCCAGCAGGGAGACAUUGACCAUCUUUCAUACAAGAUCCGGAGUAAAAAUUGGGACGUUGCAGGUGUGAUCCAAUGCACGACUGUUCUAAAGGAUGCCAUGUUCGAGAAUAUGACUUUUGAAGAAUGGUCCAAAUCAACCGAUUCAAAGAUCCGCGGAACAAUGAAUUUGCACCACUUGUUCUCCGAGAAAGAAGGCUUGAAGUUCUUCGUGGCAUUGUCAUCCGUGGCCAGCGUCAUUGGCAACAUGGGUCAAGCUAACUACUCUGCCGGAAAUGGUUUCAUUGACGCCCUCAUGGAAUGGCGACGCAACCAAGGCUUGCCCGGUCAUUCUAUCAACAUUGGUCUUGUCCCUGAUGCCAGUGGAAUGAGUGACAUUGCUGAGGAUCAAGAACAACGACGCCGCCGCUACAAGCAUCUGGAGGGUACGGAGAUCAUGACCCAUGAAAUUCAAACCUUGCUCCGGGUGAUCAUCAACAGCAAGCUUUCUCUCCCUUCCCAAAUCAUCGCUGGUAUGACGGAUUCCCUGUCUCGCAGCAACGGUUCUACAGCCUGGGCUCUCGAUCGUAAAUUUGAUCACCGACUUCGCAUUAUUGUCGAUGACAGUGACUCUUCCAAGGUCACGACAAGCGCCCUACUCAGGGAGGCCGACUCACUAGACACUGCUACUCAGAUUGUCAUUGACGCUCUGAGUGAGUAUUUAGCAGACGCCAUGGCUACAACGGCCGAUGCCAUUGACUCGGAUCUGCCUUUGUCCGCCCUGGGAGUUGAUUCACUCAAGGCAACAUCUGUCCAAAACUGGGUCUCCCGUGAACUCGGUGCAGACCUUACUUCUUUCGAAUUCCUUGGAUCGCAACCUACCAAGGCCCUCGCAAGGAAAAUCGCCUCGGCCAGCUCAUUCGUCUCAGAGUCGAGCUGA